Babjeviella inositovora NRRL Y-12698 is the source of this 324-nucleotide messenger RNA. RefSeq lists its product as uncharacterized. The record is from RefSeq and is a predicted model, not a curated record. The coding region runs from base 62 to 244 and encodes 60 amino acids. The transcript has a single exon. Lineage: Eukaryota; Fungi; Ascomycota; Pichiomycetes; Serinales.
UGUUUUAGUUUAUUAUGAUUCGCGUAGUUAUGGUAAAAAAAAAACCCUAUAUCACCCCCCAAUGACCGCAACCCCCGCCCCGUUGUCUAAGCAUGUGACACCACCUAAGGCACUUAAAGUUCAUCCCACGAUUUCACGGCUCGGCAAAACAAAACUUGCAGCCGAUCCCGUCCUGCAAGUAACGGGACCAUAUGAAAAUCCCCCCAUAAAGAGUUGCCGGGUGGUAGGUUCACACAAUCACUAAGGUGUGUUUUAUAACAAGUUUUUGCCGUGAUUGGAUUGAUAGGAUAAGAGUGAAUGCCAUUAUCAGGUUUAUUUAUCCCU